This is a messenger RNA of Gadus chalcogrammus (walleye pollock), 8130 nucleotides long. RefSeq names its product otogelin-like (gene otogl). The coding region runs from base 1 to 7608 and encodes 2535 amino acids. The transcript is spliced from 59 exons. Gene Ontology annotation, biological process: L-arabinose metabolic process. Gene Ontology annotation, cellular component: extracellular matrix. Gene Ontology annotation, molecular function: alpha-L-arabinofuranosidase activity. Lineage: Eukaryota; Metazoa; Chordata; Actinopteri; Gadiformes; Gadidae. The record is from RefSeq and is a predicted model, not a curated record.
AUGAACUUUAAGUGGAUUGUGAAACGGUUUCUUAUCUCGUUUUCAAUCUGCCAGUUCCUGAUUUCCGUGGUUCAAAGCCAGCUCUCAGACACUGAAGGACGACUACAAAGGAGGACUAAUGCACUUCGGAGGAAACGGGAUCUCCUCGGGGAGGAGAAGUUCAGAUCGCUUCUGGCUGAGGAGGCUCUCCCUCGCAGCGCGCUACACAACUACACAGCCCGGGACGCCUCUUCAGAGUACUGCGGCUGUCUCAACGGAGGCUGGUGUCUGGAUGGAGGAGUGUGUGACUGUGCCCAGUUCCAGGCAGUGGGAGACCGCUGCCAGAUGAUACCCAACCUCGGCCGGGACAGAGAUGGGAUCUGCCGCUCCUGGGGCCAGCACCACUAUGAAACCUUUGACGGAAUCUACUUCUACUUCCCCGGGACCUGCUCCUACAUCCUGGCCCAGGACUGCCACUCGGCCGUGCCGCAGUACACCGUCUGGGUGCACAACAGCCGAGUGUGCGAGGGCAGUGUGUACUCGUGCCCACGUGCCCUCAGCCUUUUCUUCCCCAACGAGGAAGAGAUCCACAUCUCAGGAUAUCAGGUCCACCAGGGAGGCCGAAGGUUGAGCCUGCCUCAGACCAUAGGCGGAGUGUUCAUCGAGCGUCUGGCCGACUACCUGCUGGUGAAGAGUGUGUUCGGCUUCUCCUUGGCCUGGGACGGGGGGUCUGGGGUCUACCUGAAGAUGAGUGAGGAGCACCAGGGCGCCCCCUGUGGCCUGUGUGGGAACUUCAACCAUGUGGCCAGAGAUGACCUCACCACUGCCCACGGCACGAGGACAGAGGAGCCGGUGGUGUUUGGUAACAGCUGGGUGGUGGACUUGCCUCACGAGGCCUCCUGUCCCUCGGUGGAGCUGGACUUCAACGGGCCCUGCCAGUCGGAGUCUGACAUGGAUGACGCCAUAGAGAAGUGCAGUGCUCUCCUCUUCUUUCCAUUUCUGUCUUGUCACGAGAACAUCGACCCCAACCCCUUCGUAGCGAGCUGUGUCUCGGACCUCUGUGUAUCUGAUGAUGAGGAAAUAUUUUGCCGGACCUUGGUGGAGUACACGCGAGCCUGCUCUCAUGUGGGCUACCCGGUCCGAGAGUGGAGGGACAGCUUUCCUUCCUGCAAUGACGGCUGUGAGGAGAGCUUCGUCCACAGGGACUGCAUCAGCUGCUGCCCACCAACGUGUACUUUUGAGAAGGAGUGCCUGGGGACCAACCUGCACUGUCUGGACGGCUGCUACUGUCCUGAUGGCCUGAUUCUGCAGAACGGCACGUGCAUCGCCGUGGCUCAGUGUCCCUGUGUCUACCACGGGGCGUCCUACACACAGGGACACGUGCUGGAGCAGGGCUGUAGCGUCUGUGUGUGCAUGGGGGGGGUGUGGAACUGCACUGACAACAACUGUACAGCUGAGUGCUCGGUGGCGGGGGACGUGUUUGUGACGACGUUCGACGGCCGGAUGUUCCUCCAGCCGGGGGUGUGUCAGUACGUCCUGGCCAAGAGCCACCGCAGCAGCCGCUUCACCGUCACGCUGCAGUACGCCACCUGCGCCGAGCAGAAGGCGUGUGUCCAAUCUGUAACCGUGGUGUUGGACGAGGACGUGAGCCGUCAGGUGACCUUGACCAGAGAGGGGGAGGUGCUCAUCGGGGUCAACCCAGCACCUGUUCUGCCCUUUAGAGACGACUCUGUGGAGGUGACGAGGCUGACCCCCGUGUUCACGCUGCUGAAGGCAGGCAUCGGCCUCCGCCUGCAGUAUGAUGGCCACGGCGGGCGGGUCUAUCUCCAACUGGACAGCCAAUGGCGUGGCUCCACCCUCGGCCUCUGUGGAACCUUCAACGGAAACCUCAGAGACGACUUUCUCUCUCCAGCAGGCAUGAUAGAGGGGACUCCACAGCUCCAUGCUAACGCCUGGAAGGUGUCGUCUGCCUGCGUAGCUCCAGUCAACCAGCCCAUCAUAGACCCAUGUGAGAUGAACCAGCACAAUGCGUUCUACGCGUCGCUGUGCGAUGUGAUCCUGGGCAGCGUGUUCUCCCAGUGCCACGCUUACGUCAGCCCUAACGUCUACCACCAGCAGUGCCGCUACCAGGCCUGUCGCUGUGGCAACAGCUGUCUGUGCACGGCGCUGGCCCACUACGCCUACCUCUGCUCCAAGCACGGCGUGCACGCCGACUUCAGGACCCACGUCUCCGAGUGCGGCGUGGUGUGUCUCGGAGGUAUGAUGUACCACUCCUGCGUGUCCACCUGCGGGCGCUCCUGCCGGGCUCUGUCCAGCCCAGAGACGUGUAACCAUGACGACUGCGCCGAGGGGUGUGGCUGCUCAGAGGGCAGCUUCUACGAUGAGAUGCGCCAGCGCUGUGUUCAGCAGUCGCGUUGCCACUGCUUCUCCAUGGGCGGGGUGUCUCUGCCCGGGGAGGUCAGCUUCAGCGCGUCCGGCCCCUGCCUCUGCAGAAACGGGCAGAUGGAGUGUGUGCCAGAAGAAAGAGAGCCAGAUCGGACGGACACGCAGGUGUGUCCUGAGGGGAAGGUGUACCACAGCUGUGGAGAGCAGAGAGGGGGCGUGUCCUGUGAGCCCACCUGUCGUAACCUGAUGUUGAACCUGACCUGUCCCCCCAACGCGCCCUGCAUCCCUGGCUGUGUCUGCCCUCCUGGCUUGGUCCUCCACCACGGAGAGUGUUUCUACCCAGAGAGCUGCCCCUGUGUGUGGCUGGGUCUGGAGUACCUUCCUGGUGAAGCAGUGGACACACCCUGCUACAAGUGUGUCUGUCACCGGGGCUUCUUCAACUGCAGCUACCUGCCCUGUCCGGCGGUGUGCACCGUGUACAGCGACCGACACUACCACACCUUCGACGGCCUGGAGUACGACUACCCCUCCGACUGUCAGGUCUACCUGAUGAAAGGCCUCGGAGAGGCAGAGGUGUCCAUUGUGGCCCAAAACAAAGACUGCUAUGAGAGCGGCAUUGUCUGCAUGAAACUGCUGGUCAUUCACGUGGGCCUCACCAAAAUCUACUUCACAGACAACUCAGGCAACCCUAGCCCCUCCACAGUGGUGGGACGUGGCUUUGACUUUGAGCUGUGGAAGGCGGGCUACUACACCGUGGUCCACUUCUCUGGCCAGGACCUGACCAUCCUCUGGGACCGCAAGACCACGGUGCACAUCAGAGCGGGGCCUCAGUGGAAGGGCCUGCUGAGCGGACUGUGCGGGAACUUUGACAGCGUGACCGUGAACGACAUGACCACUUCCAGCCACUUGGAGGUGAACAACGCACAGAGCUUUGGAGACAGCUGGACCCUGGGUCAGUGUGAGAGUGAGUACGUAGUCAAGCGACCGUGUGAAGGGGACUUGGGACGACAGCCAUAUGCCAAGAGGGAGUGUGCACUGCUCUACAGCGACGUCUUUGCACCUUGUCACAAUAUGGUGGAUGUGACCUGGUUCUAUAGGAACUGCCUUACAGACACGUGUAACUGUAACCGUGGGGGGGACUGUGAGUGUCUGUGCACCUCCAUCGCUGCCUACGCACACAAGUGCUGCCAGCAGGGGGUCACCAUACACUGGAGGUCCCCCUCUGUCUGCCCCUACGAUUGUGAAUACUAUAAUCAAGAGCUGGGGGACGGGCCCUUCUCCCUGGUGAGUGCUGCGUACAACGACACGGUGCUGGGGGCCAACUACUCCAGUGGCUCAGUGUUCCCCCUGCUGAGGGACCGCCCCGGUGCGCUCCCUUCACCCAGCCUGCUCUUCAACUUCAUGGUCACCGCCGCCCUGCAGAAGGACCGGGCCUCACGCGUUCCCAUGGUGUCCCUGGAGUCGGCAGAGAGACCUAACUACUUCCUGGUUGUGUCGGGGCGCAGCCACCUCCAAUUGGAGCGCUGGGCUCGAGGGGCGGAGUUUGGCCGCAGGGGAACGUUCAUCCAGCACCAGGGACUGUUCGUGCCGGGCCACACCUCCUUCGAGCUGCUCAGCCAACCGGGCUUCUUCCUGACGCUGACGCGCACGGCGGCCCGAGUCCAGAGAUACGACAACACAGCGGGCUUCAGAGCCAGCAGCAGCUUCACCCUGCAGGAGAGCAGCUUCGUCAUCCCGUACCGCAUGAUGUGUGAGUGGCGCUACCAGGCCUGCGCCAGCCCGUGCGUCCACACCUGCAACGACCCCAGAGCCACGCGCUGCCACUUCCUGCCGCCUGUGGAGGGCUGCUUCCCCCGCUGUCCCCAGAACAUGGUCCUGGACGAGGUCACCAGGAGGUGUGUCUACAUCGAGGACUGUGUGACCCUCCCCCCGACCCCGACUCCUUUCGCUCCCACAGGGAUGACCACCACCACCACCACCACCACCACCACCACCAGCCGUACCGGAGCAACCCCAGGAAUCACUCAUGCCGUAACCACGGGGACGGCCCCCUCCUCCGCCCGGAUAACAACAACAACACCAGCCGCCGGCCCCGCCCAUUACCCCACCUCCGCACCGACCACACCCGACGCCGGAGCCAGGCCGGUUGCGACAACGGCCGGCCCCUCUGUGGCCCCCUCCAGCCCCUCCUCCCCGCCCCCACCCUCCCACAGCACCACCCUCGCUCCGUCCCCGACCCCGGCGGAAGCCACCGUCACCACACCCGGCUACACCCCUCGUCCGGGUACCACCGCCGCCGCCACGGCAACCCCACCACAGCCACGCCCCCUCCACACGAUCGGCACCACAGAGACACGCCCCGUGGACACGACGGCCGCCGUCGCCGCGACGACCACGUCGGCACGGCUCGGCACCCACGCAUCUCCGGCCGAGUCUGUCACCACGGUGAUGUCCAGGAGCCCUGAGACCUCUACCGCGGUCGGAGAGGUGUCGACCACCGCCCGUCCCUCCGUCCUACCGACCACGCCCUGUACGCCACCGUACUCGUACCGCUUGGACGAGUGUGCCGAGCUGAUCUGCUUCAACGGGGAGCUGCUCCUCCACAACGCCUCGCUCCACUGCCGCUACAACACCAGCCAGCCCCACUGCAGCCUGCUGGGCCUGCCGCUGCUCAGCAACACAGACCCCUGCUGCCCCCUGUGGCAGUGCCCCUGCCGCUGCUCCGUCAUGUCCGACCUGCGCGUCAUCACCUUCGACGGGAACAACGUGGCUCUGUACGACAACGGCUCCUACAUCCUGGUCCAGCUGCCCAGAGAGACCAUCAUCGGCACAGUGGAGAAGUGUCCCACCAGCCAGAGCGUUAACUCCAUCCGACGGCCUGGUCCCAGUGGCCCGUCAGGCCUGUGCUUCAUGAAGCUGAACAUCACCACCUCCACCUACCGCAUCCUCAUCAACCGGCUGGACCGCAAGGUGUUGGUGAACUACCGGCCGGCCAAGCUGCCAUUCUCCCGCCAGUCUCUGCACAUGGACGACACGGGCAGCAUGUACCUGCUGCAGACCCCCGGGGGGGUCGGCAUCCAGUGGUACCACAGCACCGGCAUCAUGGUGCUGCAGUACACUGCCCCCCGCAACGAGACGGGACACACCCGCGGCCUGUGUGGCUGCUGUGACGGGAACCCGGCGGACGACCUGAAGCUGCCCAACGGCACGGUGGUGCGUGAGCUGACGGACAUGAGGCUGUUCCUGCAGGCCUGGAAGGUGCAGACGUCGGACGAGACGGAGCACAUGCGGCGGGUGGGGGACAACUGCACCACGGGGGACUGCUCCAUGUGCCUCUCCAUGCUGCGGCAGAGAGCCUUCACACCCUGCCACAGCAAGGUGUCCCCAGAGCAGUUCUGUGACAUCAUGUGGGCAGGGGACCUCCACUAUAAAGACCACCAGUGCGACUUCAUGGCAGCGUACGUGGCAGUCUGCUACACACACAGCGUCUGCAUCAGCUGGAGGAGACACAACUUCUGCCCAUUGCGGUGUCCCCCCGGUAAGGAGUACCAGUCCUGUGUGAGCACGUGCACGACGCGCACCUGCCUGAACCGCGAGUACUACGAGGAGACCACCUGCUCCCACGUCCGCGAGGAGUGUGUGUGCCGCGCUGGGACCAUCCUGCACCGCGCAGACUCCUCCUACUGCGUGACAGAGGACCGCUGCGUGUGCACGGACAACGAGGGCCGGCCCCGGGCCCCUGGCGAGGUGUGGAACGGCUCCCUGCGCGGCUGCUGCCUCAACCAGUGCCUGGCCAACGGCUCGGUGGUGGCCGUGGAGCCCGACUGCAGCUCCAGCCCCGCCCCUCUGUGCGAGAGGGAGGGGGAGUACGUGCUGGACGUCCUGGAGGAGGGGGUCUGCUGCCCCAAGAAGAUCUGUGAGUGCAAUAUGACCAUCUGUCGGAGUGAGGCCCCGCCCUGCGACAACGGUAACCGCCUUGUGAUUGGCUACAGCGCUCUGUCCUGCUGCCCGGACUACAGAUGUGAGUGCGACCCUCUAGCCUGUCCCCUGGUGUCUGCCCCGGACUGCAGGGAGGAUCAGUUCCUCGUGGAAGUGAGGGAUGAGAGCCCAUGCUGCUACUCAUACCUGUGUGUGUGUGAGUCCUGCAUUGAGCCCCUCCCAAACUGCUCCCGUGGAGAAAUGUUGGCUGUCGUAUUAAACACGACAAGCAGAUGCUGUCCGCAAUACCACUGUGUGUGCGACGUGAACCUCUGCCCUGGACCACCAGAGAGUUGUGAUCCUGGUCUCUCAUUGGUGCAGACGGCGGUCCCGGGUCAAUGCUGCCCCCAGCAGCGCUGUGAGUGCCAAUGUGACAGCUCUACCCCCGUUUGCCAAGUGGGGGAGCUCCUGGUGGAGGUGCCUGGCGCCAGCACGCACUGCGGCUGCCCUCUGCAUGCAUGUCAAAAGGGAGAGGUGUGUGUUUUCCAGGGUGUGACAGUGCUGGGCCCGGGCCAGUCUCUGGUCCAGUACUUUGAGGCAGACCUGUGCUACACCGUCCACUGCCUGCACAAUAAGGACCGAGACACUGGCUUCCACUCCAUGGAGAUUGCCUCAGUCAACUGCUCCCAGAGAUGUGGUCCACACCAGGUGUAUGUGGCAUCCUCCGACCCCCAGGUUUGCUGUGGUUCCUGUAGGAACGUCUCCUGUAGCCACAGCAGCGACAACGGAACCACAGAGCUGUUCACUGCGGGGAGUUCCUGGGUGGAGAACUGCACACGCUAUGACUGUAUGGAGACAUCUGUGGGCGCAGUGGUCCUCGCUUCUGGAGUGGUCUGCCCGCCCUUCAACGACACAGACUGUGUUCAAGGUGGCGGGGUGGUGCAGAGCUACGUGGACGGCUGCUGCAAAACAUGUACUGGAGGGGGUGUUUUACCAUUUACCGUUAACCCUGUAACCCCCACUGGUAGUACUAACUGUGACAAAGGCAAAGAGGACGGAAAGACCUGCAAGCGUGUGGCCAUUCGCACCACCAUCCGAAAAGAUGACUGCAGGAGUAAUGCCCCGGUGACGGUGUAUUCCUGCGAUGGCAAAUGUCCGUCGGCCACCAUAUUUAACUUCAACAUCAACAGCCACGCCAGGUUCUGUAAGUGCUGCCGGGAAAGUGGACUCCAGACGCGGACGGUCAUACUCUACUGCUCCCGCAACGCCACCCUGGUCGACUACAACUUCCAAGAGCCUCUGGACUGCUCUUGCCAGUGGAAUUAGCUGCAGAGUUUGUACAGAUUAAGAGAUGUAACGUGUGCAAAAGGAUAGACAUAUGGACAGGAUGUGGGUGUGGGGUUAUAGGUAUUAAAAACAGCCAUGUUUUGUAUUUGUUGUACGUGUCACUACCAUUAACAGAGACCUAGAUACUUAAGCACUUUAGUCUCGUUUAUCUUAUGAGUUGUUUUUCUAUUCAUCUUUGUAGUGCUUCCAACCACGAUGAAAUUAACAUAUUAUUUUAAAGUAUAUGCACAGAUUAUUUGAUUUUAUUGAGCAGAUGAAGGCCAUUACUUUCUAUUGUAAACGUAUUGCUUUUAAGUAUCAUGCUUCUGCAUUCAAACCCCCUCAGUGUAUUUCCUGGCUUCCUUUCAACUGCAUAAAUUGUGUACUGAUAUUGUGUGUCAGGGCUCCUGUCCUUGGGGAAGUUCAUUGAAUCAUUACUAAGGGCUACGUUUUUCUUCUCUGCAGAAUCUGUUUUUGGACAUGCAUAGGUAAAUAAAACAUUGAAGACUUCCCUCAUGACCU